AUGGCCCACACCGGACUUCUCACCUGGGCGAACUCAAUACGUCUCACUAUGACCAGCGAUCCAGGGCGUCAAGUGUUUAAGGAGCAAGUUCAUACGCAUGGGUUUCUCUUUCUCGAUGAUUACCUGGAUAACAUUGUAUCAGGCGGAAAACAAGACCCGCUCAUAGAGCUUGUGAAAACACCUGGGCGUAAAAAAGCUAUCGCAAGGAAACCUAAGCUCAUGGCAUCAAAGUUGGCAAAUUUGACAUCCUUAUCCUACGAGGUACGCACGAUCAAGUCACUCUACUCUCACCUUGCCUUACACGCUUUCACAAAGGAUCCAAUGGUCAAUGAGAAUGCUCCCCCACCUCAUAGUCUUCAGGCAACUCUUCAUGUUGCCAAAGUGGCAGAUAAUUCGAGAGAAAAGGGCAACAAUGAGCAGGAUGCAGCAUUGCAGGGCCAUCCUUCAAGGGCACCUCUGGCUCCUAUCCAAUCCAUCCAUAAUCCCUCAGAUAUGACUGUCGAAUCAAUACCUGCCGGGCUUGGUCCGACCCGACCUUCUCAACGCCCUGCCAGUAUGGAGCAUAAUGAUCUCUCCAUCAUAGCAGAGGACGAUGAAUCUUCUGAACGGAGUCGAAUGUCCAAUGCAGGUCAUGGAGUUGAAGUACCACAUAGCCCUAUUGCAACAACGAUACCACUUCCGCCUUCUUCGUCUGUAUCCGAUUUCAAUACAGCUCAUCACGAUGUCAAUAUGACCUCAUCUUCCUCUGCUGCCACGUUCCAGUCUAUCCCUCUUCAAUCUCCAACUCCAUCCAUUCGCGAUGAAGCGGUUUCGACCUUCAGUCGUGACCACAAAUCAGACGAGCCCCAAGAACCUACCUCUCUUUCAGAAUCCAUAUCAACAGAAACCAGACAGAGUAUCAAUGAGCAAUCGAUUCCUGGUGCGCUUGAAGAACCUUCUCAAGCCGAUAGGAAGUCGAGUGACAAACCUAUAACACUCUCCAUCCCUUCCCUCCCUGAACCUAUGUUCUCCCGCAAACCUCGCGAUCCCUCACUGAAUAUGGUCAUGCAGGGAGCGGCAACACCAAGUGCUGCUCGUGGAAAACGAACAUCAUAUCUGACGAAGGUCAGAGAGGUCAAUGCCUUCGAAGGAACCAGCAAGAAGAGCCAACCUACUUCUAGCAUCUCGAAUACCGGGCAGACUCCUGUGGCACAAGGUACCAAGAGGAAGAGCGGGGACAUGCAGGUCAAUGACCAGAUAUCUCUGCAACAUGAUCAAGAGCGUAUCUCGAAGUAUGCGAAAGUCUCUGAUGGCGAGUUUGCUUGCCGUACUUCAAAGGACACUCAACUGGAGAAGGUGCAAGAUAAUGCACCCAAGAUACAGUCCCUGCCUGAUGAAGAAGACCCUGAACAAGACCCUGACAGUUUCAUGCAAGAGGGUGUUCUGGAUCGUCUUAAGAAGACUGUUGAGGACUUCGGCGUUCGUGUUGGUAAGAACAUGAGCAAAAGCCUCGGAGGAGGAGCGGCUGCGGCUCUCGCUGAAGCUCGGGCUGCCGCAGAAGCCAGAGUCGCCGAGAGAGAUCGUAAAGAAGAUGAAAUGACGAUUGCUAGUGGAGUUCCAGCAGCAGAGUCACAUCUUUCCGCUCAGAAUUCUAAACAAGUGCAUCGGGCUGAGCAGAAAGAAUCCGAAAUACAAGCGUCGCCACUGAGACAAAACGAUGGUCGUAUGAGCAUUUCUGACUUGUUCCCGACUGAAGGCCGUGUCAAGGAGAAACACAUGGUACCUGAGAAAUCGUUCCAAUUCGAUCCAAAUCCUGCAAUACUCGCGAAAGAGUCAGAAUCUUCUGCCCUUGCACGGGAAAGUACUUCAACGACGCCGCCGCAUUCUCCUCCAGCCCACAUCUCCAGUGUUCAAAUUGUGGCUCCUCCAGUUUUCAAUAAACCCUCUCCAGUCUUCGCUCUUCCUGUCGCAAAGACCAGGCAGCCAUUUUCUCCAGUAUCAAAGACAAAGCCUCGGCCAUUUUCCCCUGCCCACAAAGUCUUCAACCCGCCACCGGCUCCACCACCACAAGUCAAUAAUAAGACUCAGUCAUCUGUAUAUCCCUCGCUUCGCUCGUCACCUACUUCUUCAUUCAAAGGAAAGGCUGCACAACCACUUACUGCUCAGUCGACGCUUGAAAGCGUAAUAUCGGAUAGAGUAUUCGACGAUGAAGAUCCUCCCGCCUGGUUGCCAAGCACUCAAGAUACAGACUAUACGUCUGGUUAUACACAAUCUCAACGAUACCCAGACACACAAAUAUGUGAUGAAGAUGAUAGCUGGCCAUUAGAUGAGAAAAUUUCAGCCGGCGUACAGUGGACGUUUGGGUCUAAGGAUGACAGUAUGACAUGGAGCACAGCGCCCUCUCAAAGCACCCGUGGAGACACAGGUCCUUUUACUAGAGCUUCUCCUCUUCGGGAACAGAAGAAUGACUGGGUUUCCCCGAAGGGUCACCCAAUACCGGGUGCAUUUGACACAGAAAUUGAAGAUGCAGAGGAAGAUGGAGGUAACAUACUUCCUAAAGAUCCAGAGCUUGAGCAGGCGAUUUUGAGUGCCCCUAAAGCUACAAUUGUGAACGAUCAGCCUAAACACGCAAGGAGUCAAAGCCAAAUGUCGAUCGCCUCGCUGGCUUCGUUCGAGUCAUCUCAAUCACAACCUUCACAGGGCGGGUUCCUCAAUCAAGCUUCCAAACUGCUCAGCAGUGCACUUGGCACCAGCAACAAGAAAAAACAGCCUGAAGUCAAGACGGUUCUACAGAAAGCGGCGAUAGCGGCGAAAAAGCAACAAGAGGAAGCUGAUAAAAAGGCUGCUCGUUUGAAAGAGAUGGAAAGUCGUCGCCAACUUGCCAUUCAACGAAAGGCAGAAGAGGAAAAGGCCAGAGAACUGGAAGAGGAGCGCAGGAUGAAGGAAGAAGCGGAACGUCGAAAGAAAGAGAAAGAGAGUAGUACUGAUAAGAGAGCGCUCAAACUCCCAUCUGUAAAGAAGGAUGAUGAAUCUCAGAAAAAACGCAAGAUAGAGGUCGAGAAGAAAUCCGAGUUAAAGAAACCAGGUCCUAACAUGUUAUUUGGAAAGUCACAUCUGAAAUCCUCUCUCAAACAACCUUCGAACACUUCUUUUGCCUUCGGUUCUUCAACUAUUGCGUCAUCAUCAAACAUGGAGGCCGAAGCAUCUUCGUCCAAAGGAAAGGAGCGAGCCAUCCAAGAAAAUACCGUUGAUGAUGAAAUUUCCCAGCCAUCUCAACUGGUUCAAUCUCAAAUGGCUGCCCGGGCUAAAGCCCUAAUUGAUGCUGCUAAAGACACAGAGCCAUUGGUACCCAGCGAAAGUAUCGAACUACCAGAUAUAAACAGCGAGUAUUCAGACUCUGAAGAUGAAGACCGUGUUCGCACAUUUGAUCCGCCUGAUUGGGCACAAUCUCCGGAACUGCGACAGGCGCUUCAGAUGCAAAGCACCAUUAACCCCGACGAUAUUUUUGGCGCCGUUCGUCCGCUCAAGAUGGAGGAGAUUUUCAAGACACGGACCAGCAGAUUCCGAGCACGUACGAGCUCCGCCAAUUGGACUGGCGCGGAUCGUCUCACCAUGCAAGAAGAGUCUGCUUACGCUCGACGUAUGGGAUUCAAGUAA
Molecule: messenger RNA, 3636 nt
Organism: Psilocybe cubensis
Lineage: Eukaryota; Fungi; Basidiomycota; Agaricomycetes; Agaricales; Agrocybaceae
Exons: 5
Coding region: 1-3636 (1211 amino acids)
Source: RefSeq, a predicted model, not a curated record